This is a messenger RNA of Vitis riparia (riverbank grape), 1922 nucleotides long. Its product is annotated as protein SCARECROW-like. Gene Ontology annotation, molecular function: sequence-specific DNA binding; DNA-binding transcription factor activity. Gene Ontology annotation, cellular component: nucleus. The transcript has a single exon. The record is from RefSeq and is a predicted model, not a curated record. The coding region runs from base 346 to 1809 and encodes 487 amino acids. Gene Ontology annotation, biological process: regulation of DNA-templated transcription. Lineage: Eukaryota; Viridiplantae; Streptophyta; Magnoliopsida; Vitales; Vitaceae.
UUUCCAAUUCCACUCCCAUUUUAUAAUUCUCAAAGCUUCAAUCACUUGCAUAUUUCUAAUCUCAAAAAUCCGAGUUAACAAUGAGAAAAAUCACUACCAGACUGACGUGUUUUCUUUGGCCCUUUGCCUCUCAUCUUUUUAUACACGUCCUGGCUAUGCCGGCUAUCCUCCUCCAUUAAACAAUUCUCUAAUUUUCUGCUUUUCAGUCACCAUUUCUUUGCCCCAUCAACCCCUUCUCCACCCUUUAAAAAUGUUGUCCAACUCUUCAUAACAACCUCUCUCUCUCUCUCUCUCUCUCUCUCUCUCUGCCUUUCUGGGAACUUAACUUCGGCUAUUGGGUUGACUAUGAAGGGGGGAUUUGAAGUUGUUCAUGGGGCUCUUGAUUUGAUCCAGCCCCAUGAACAAUGGGAGUAUAAUAUCAUUGGGCUUCAGGGUGCAAGUUCCAGCAAUUUUCCCAAGCCAAUGGUGGUCGAAAACCGAUCUAACUUGGAGAAGAACGAGCUGUCGGAGUGGGUGGAACAUGUCACCAAGCAGCUUAUAGAGGACCUGCCGGAGACUGUUGGUGAGGGCUUGAAGACCGAAGAGGUGACAAUCGUGGGAGGGAGCUUUGCCCCGGUGCUUCAAUGGGGGAAUGAGGCAGCUGGAAGUCAAAGUAAUAACUUGAGUACUGGAGAUAUCAAUGGAGGAUUGAGUAGGCUGGAUGAACAUGGCUUGGGCCUGAUAGCGCUUCUUCUGGAGUGUGCGGUGGCGAUAUCGGUUGAUAAUUUAGGGGAAGCGCAUAGGAUGCUGCUUGAGUUGACUCAAAUGGCUUCUCCUUAUGGAGCAUCAUGUGCCGAGAGGGUUGUGUCCUAUUUCGCCAAGGCCAUGGCUAGCAGAGUCAUUAAUUCAUGGUUAGGGCUUUGCUCGCCUCUGAUCAGCCAUAAGGCUGUCCAUUCUUCACUUCAAAUCUUCAACAACAUCUCCCCUUUCAUCAAGUUUGCACACUUCACCUCCAACCAAUCCAUUCUCGAGGCCUUCCAUCGUCGGGACAUGGUUCAUAUCAUCGACCUCGACAUCAUGCAAGGCCUUCAAUGGCCGGCCCUCUUCCACAUCCUGGCCACCCGCAUCGAGGGUCCUCCGCACAUUAGAAUGACCGGCAUGGGCUCUUCCAUCGAGCUCCUCACCCAGACAGGAAAGCAGCUCUCCAACUUCGCCAGGCGGCUUGGACUCUCAUUCGAGUUCCACCCCGUCGCAAAGAAAUUUGGAGAGAUCAACGAUAUUACAUCUCUGCAAAUCCGGCGCGGAGAAACCCUAGCUGUGCACUGGCUGCAGCACUCCUUAUACGAUGCGACAGGACCCGAUUGGAAGACGAUAAGGCUACUGGAAGAGCUGGCUCCCAGAGUGAUCACACUGGUUGAACAAGAAAUAUCCCAUGGUGGGUCAUUUUUAGACCGUUUUGUUGGUUCUCUUCACUACUACUCGACCAUUUUCGAUUCACUGGGGGCUUCAUUUCCAAGCGACGAUCCUGGUAGGCAUCGGGUGGAGCAUUGCCUUCUUUAUCGGGAGAUAAACAACAUAAUGGCAAUAGGGGGGCCAGCGAGGAGCGGAGAGGACAAGUUUAGGCAAUGGAGAAGUGAAAUGGCAGCAAGGAAUUGCUUUGUACAAGUGCCGAUGAGCGGAAACGCCAUGGCUCAAGCACAGCUGAUACUGAACAUGUUCCCUCCGGCACAUGGUUAUAGCCUUGUACAGGGAGAAGGGACACUGAGGCUUGGAUGGAAGGAUACUGGCUUGUACAGUGCUUCUGCUUGGACUUCACAGGCUUAUAGAUAGCUCCUAGAUUGGUUUAUGUACCAUUUUGUUUUUUUUUUUUUUGUCUUUUUGGUGAGGUACUGCAUGUAUGUAGAGUUCAAAUACCUAUAUAUGUUACAGUCCAACUUCGAGUA